CGCGCUGUUGGGGCCCAGCCGGCCACCUUCCAUCGAAAUUCGAGAAAUCGAGUUGGACACCCCGAACCCCUGACGGCAGCCAGCGCGCAGCUUGCUUAGUUCAUAUGCAAAUUACACGUGGCGCAUGCCAGCGUGUGGGUGUUUAGGUGAGUUGGGGAUUUGGGAACUUGGGAUUUGAGGUUGGGGUGCGGACUCUGCCGGAACCUGGAUUUGGCGGGAUGAUGAGCGGGACGGGGGUGUUGACUGCCCUAUUUGAGUGCUCCCUUGCUCGCUUGCUGCCACAGCGAUUCCUCUGAGCUAAUUUCUUCCGAGCACCUGAGCGUUCCGUUCAUUGUGCUUCAAUUCCUGCAUUUAUCGCGUUCAUCGUGCUGCAAUUCUUCCCAAGAUGUCUACGAUCAUUUCUAUUGAGCAAUUCAAGCAGCUUUUGGAGGACGCCCUCAAGCCCAUCAAGGACGAGGUGGCUGGCCUCUCCACGAAGGUGGAUGUCCUCUCCACGAAGGUGGCUGCCAUCUCCACGAAGCUGGAUGACGUCUCCACGAAGCUGGACAAGACCAUGGUCAAGGUCGACAUCCUUGUCGUGAAGCAGCAGAACUCGGCAGCAACGCGGAGCGACCGUCUGCAGGUGGUUCCUCGACCGGACGGCUCCAUGCCAACGGUGGACUUUCCCGAGUCUAUCCUGCAGCUCCUGGUUGCGGGCAACGAAUCGCUGCCCGACGGUUCCCGGAACACGUGGAACAAGAGCAAGUCCAAGUCGCUGCUACGACAGUAUGAGGAUGCAAGCGAGAGUGAGAGCGAGACGGACGACAACGAGUACUCGUCCAAGUCGCGCGCGCGGAGGCUCAAGCUUGCCCGACUCCUGGGCAUCAGCAAUACUCAGCUCAACUUUGCGCAGAUGACGCUGUAGGCGCCUGCAUCGCCCGCUGGAGCAACACAACCGGUGUUUUUUGGGCUGAGCCCCCCCAGCGAAGCGUUCCAGGGGGGGGGCGAAGCCCCCCAGGAACACCCCUGUCCGUGGCUGCGUGGCUGCGUGGCUGCGUGGCUGCGUGCGUCGGCAAAACAUAGCAUACUGGCACAAACUGCGACUGCUACGUAUUAGUAUUUGUUAAUGCCUAUUGCAUGUAAAUAGGUGGCAGGGAAAAUUCGGGCGGAGCGAGAAGUGCCUUCGCGCAUCCAUGGAAAUUGACUUUCGCGAGGUCGCGAGGAAAGCAUCCGGUGCCCGCCGAUAUGCAAUCUAUAAGACAAACUAUGUUGGCGGCAAGCAAAGCGGGGAAGUAUAUCGAAAGUUGUGAGCGACUUGCUGAGCCAUGCCUGCCGACGCGCCAGAAUGCCGAGAAGCCCCGAGGUCACCCCCGCCCCGCGCCUAGCCCUUUGAGCGUGGGGCGCCGGGGAGGUGUUGAGUAUGGCAGGAGGCGAAAGAUAUGCGUGGGGUGUUUCGGAACGUGACAAGGCACGCAUGUGGCGCGGGAAAUCCCGCACGACCCCAACCCGAGUGUCCCUAGCCGAUGCACCUGCGCGUCGUAGCGGCAUGGAGGCUCUAACGGGGCGUUACACGCCUAUUAGCUCCCAAGCGUACGGGGGCUCAGCCCAUUUUCCAGCUGUACAAAGCUGACACCCCUUGUCAACACCACCCUUUGGCUAUGUGCCUGUGGAAACCGACCCCGGCUAUGUCCGGGCGAUGAGGUUGUUCGGCCUCAGACUGUGGAGGGGCUCAGCCCCUUUUCCCGUGACCGGGGAACACUUGUCAACACCACCAUGAGGGGCGGUGGCGAAUGAGGGCUUCCUACCGUCAUGCCUGCCCCACAGCUACCACGAGGCAAGGCGGUGAAGCCCACUGCCGCACCGCGUCCACUGCAAGCAUAGCGCACACCUGCAUAUACCAUGGCGACUGUGCCUGGCACGGCCCCACUGAUCUGCACAAGCACACAUACACAUGACGUCAUACGGCAGGCUGCGACUGCUGAAGCCCGUGCAGCGGUGCCGGGAGCUGUGCGCCUCGCAGGCCUGCCGCACAUCCCCCACCGCCCAUACGUGAUGAUGCGGGAGGGGGGCGGGGCUGCGCCACGCCAGGGCAUGCGGUGCCUUGGCCUUCGCCACUGCGGUGCCUUGGCGUAUAGGGGCACAUGGCUGUGGGGUAGGCGUGGCUUAUCAGGUGCCCCUGCACU
This is a messenger RNA of Chlamydomonas reinhardtii, 2162 nucleotides long. RefSeq lists its product as uncharacterized. The transcript has a single exon. Bases 386 to 904 code for a protein of 172 amino acids. NCBI's taxonomy places the organism in Eukaryota, Viridiplantae, Chlorophyta, Chlorophyceae, Chlamydomonadales, Chlamydomonadaceae. The record is from RefSeq and is a predicted model, not a curated record.